UCGUCUGCUUACUAACCCCAUCGUUCACGGCUCACACUUGUCCAGUCAUUACAAACCUGCUCUUGUCCACUCGUUGACUCUGCACGUUAUCUGCUUUUUGCUCCCUUGUUUUACUCUCGUCUUUGCUUAUCCACUUGUAUCAAUCAAUUUCGAUCCGCUACCCACUGACACGCUCGUUUCGAUCCCCAACUAUGAAGAACGCCAUCGGCUACUUCAUAGCCGGGGCGGCUUUGCUCCCCGAGCUUGCUCUGGCGCAAAAAAUUAUCCCAACUGUCCUUCCUACUUAUUGGAGCUACAAGGGAUGCUACAGCGAUUACGACUGGAAUCUACCCGGAGAUCGCGCUCUGACGUUCCUCGGUCCCAUGAAGAAUCCGAACAGCGGCUGGUACUGCACCACCUACUGCCAGGGUUUGAACUUGAACUACACAUACGCUGGCACAAACGACAAUCAGUGCUGGUGUGACACGGCCAUCAACAAGAACGGCACUACGACUUACGGCCAAGUGAUGCCUAGCACCGACUGUACUGGUAAUGGUACCCUGGUUACGAAAGGUUGUCGUGGGAAUACAACGGAAGCGUGCGGCUCCCAGAGGAGCGCAACCACGCCAGUUCGGCUCUCCAUUUAUGAAUACAAGCCGGUAAGUGAUUUCAUAUAUGCCUGUGUGCUCAUGCUCUAUGCUUUGCUUUAUUUUUUUUUGUUCCAUUUGGUCCGCUUGGGAUGUUGGAAAGACUGUCAAGAGUGGAGGAGGACGAAGGGAUCUCCCGGAAGCAUCUGACAGAAUGGUAUUCUCGGGGGCCACGCGCGGCGGCUGGGAAGGACGGGUAUUGGAGGAGCAAGGCAAAGAGAGUAUGGUGGCUUGCGCAGCAGAUGGUGUGCUUUGUCACGGGUGCGAUGUUGGGGAUGCUGGGGCUUGAUGAGAGGUCCGCCAGGGUUUCGAGGAGAAGAAGCCCUGUCAACCGCAUACAUACCUCGGAGGAAACCGCAAUACUAUAAUACCACUGCACAGCCGUACUCUGA
Trematosphaeria pertusa is the source of this 1018-nucleotide messenger RNA. RefSeq lists its product as uncharacterized. Bases 192 to 776 code for a protein of 194 amino acids. Lineage: Eukaryota; Fungi; Ascomycota; Dothideomycetes; Pleosporales; Trematosphaeriaceae. The record is from RefSeq and is a predicted model, not a curated record. The transcript has 3 exons.